AUGAAUGUGGUAGGCGUAUUUUCUAGGGAAACAAUCGAAGGUGAUAUGAGAAUUCCAUUAGUAGCUGAUGAUAAGUUUAUAUGGAAUUUAACAAAGAAUGGUAUCUUCACCUUAAAAUCCACAUAUAACAAGCUGCAUGAGGAGAGUUUGGGAGCUAUACAGGUGUCAACAACUAUCCAACAUACUAAUGUCAGAUGGAAGCAGUUGUGGGAUAUUAAUACCUGGCCGAGAGUGAAACAUUUCUGGUGGAAAUGCUUAUCUGAUUCCCUUCCAUCAAGAGUCAGAGUCUCAAGAAACGGUGGAUCCAUAAAUCAGAUUUUCCCUUUCUGCAACCAAACUGAUGAAUCCUUCAUGCAUGAUCAUUUCAAAUGGAUAAAUACUGCCAUGAUUGUUUCAUGGACCAUAUGGAAUGAGCGCUGCGAAGUUAUAUUCCAAAACAAGAAAGUCGAUCCCAUUGCUACUGCCAGAAAAGCACUGAGCUUUGCCAACUACAUUGAAAAUCUCUAUACUGUCGCUAUGACCAGCAAACAUAGUGACAUGAUGAUUAGAAUUAAUAAACCUUUAUGGAAACCCCCUGCAUAUCCUUUUCUUUCCAUGAAUUGUGAUGCUUCUUUUAACAAAAACACGGGACUAACAGGAAUUGCUCUUAUUUUGCGUGACUAUGCAGGCAACUGGAGGGGAUGCAAAUCCAAAUGUUAUGCAAGAAUAAAGGGUUCUGAAGAGGCAGAAUGUCUAGCAUUCUCGGAGGCAGUGAACUGGAGUCUGAAGCUACAUCACUCGCAUAUAGUUUUUGAGACUGAUCUACAAGGGAUUUAA
Messenger RNA from Papaver somniferum (opium poppy), 816 nucleotides. RefSeq lists its product as uncharacterized. NCBI's taxonomy places the organism in Eukaryota, Viridiplantae, Streptophyta, Magnoliopsida, Ranunculales, Papaveraceae. The transcript is spliced from 2 exons. The record is from RefSeq and is a predicted model, not a curated record. Gene Ontology annotation, molecular function: RNA-DNA hybrid ribonuclease activity; nucleic acid binding. Bases 1 to 816 code for a protein of 271 amino acids.